GAGGCGGCCCAGGCCCUGUGGAGCCGGAACGGCGCGGCCCCGUCAUGAGCCGGCCGCCGGCCCUGCAGGCGCAGACCUGCGGCCCCUGGGAGAUGAAGGAGCGCCUCGGCACCGGCGGCUUCGGGAACGUUAUCCGCUGGCACAACAAGGAGACCGGCGAGCAGGUGGCCAUCAAGCAGUGCCGGCAGGAGCUGAGCCCGCGCAACCGCGACCGCUGGGCGCUGGAGAUCCAGAUCAUGAAGAGGCUGAACCAUCCCAAUGUGGUGGCUGCCCGUGAUGUCCCUGAAGGGAUGCAGAAGCUUGCACCAAAUGACUUGCCAUUGCUGGCCAUGGAGUACUGCCAAGGCGGAGACCUCCGCAAGUACCUGAAUCAGCUGGAGAAUUGCUGUGGCUUGCGGGAAGAAGCUAUUCUCAUCUUGUUAUCUGAUAUCGCUUCUGCUCUCAGGUACCUUCAUGAGAACAGGAUUAUCCACAGAGACUUGAAACCAGAGAACAUUGUGCUGCAGCAGGGAGAGCAAAGGUUAAUACACAAAAUCAUUGACCUUGGUUAUGCUAAGGAGUUGGAUCAGGGUAGCCUGUGCACAUCCUUUGUUGGGACUCUACAGUACUUGGCUCCAGAGCUGCUGGAACAGCAGAAAUACACAGUGACAGUGGAUUACUGGAGCUUUGGCACACUGGCCUUUGAGUGCAUUACAGGAUUCCGGCCAUUCCUACCCAACUGGCAGCCAGUGCAGUGGCAUACAAAAGUACGACAGAAGAGUGAGCUGGAUAUUGUCGUUUACGAAGACUUAUCUGGAGAAGUCAAAUUUUCUAGUAGUUUACCCUGCCCAAACAAUCUAAACAGUGUUUUGGCUGGGAGGCUGGAGAAGUGGCUGCAACUCAUGUUAAUGUGGCACCCACGGCAAAGAGGUACAGAUCCUACUUAUGGACCCAAUGGGUGUUUCAAAGCUUUGGAUGACAUUUUGAACUUGAAGUUGCUUCAUGUUUUGAACAUGGUUACGGGAACUGUACACACCUACCCUGUGACAGAGGAGGAGACUCUGCAGAGUGUGAAGGCCAGGAUCGAGUUAGAUACGGGUAUCCCAGAACAGGAUCAGGAGCUACUGCAGGAAGCUGGACUUGCAUUGUUCUCCCAGAAGCUGGCCACUAAACAUACAGCUGAUAGCAAGGUGAAUGACACUGCAGCUGCAGACACAGACCUCCUCUUCCUCUUCGACAACCAGAAAGUUACCUAUGAGGCUCAGGUUGCCUUGCGUCCUCAUCCAGAAAGCGUUGACUGCAUCCUUCAGGAUCCAAAGAAGAAUCUCCACUUUUUCCAGUUGAGGAAGGUAUGGGGUCAGAUCUGGCACACAAUCCGGAUGCUGAAGGAGGACUGUAACCGGCUUCAGCAGGGACAGCGAGCAGCUAUGAUGAAUCUGUUGCGUUACAAUAGUACUCUCUCGAAGAUGAAGAAUUCUAUGGCAUCCCUUUCCCAGCAGCUGAAAGCAAAGCUGGACUUCUUUAAAACAAGCAUUCAGAUCGAUCUGGAGAAGUAUAAAGAGCAGAUUGAAUUUGGAAUUACUUCUGAGAAGCUGUUGUUCGCCUGGAAGGAGAUGGAGCAAGCUGUGGAACUCUGUGGGAGGGAGGAUGAUGUAGAUCAGCUAGUGAAGAAGAUGAUGGCCCUGCAGACAGACAUUGUGGACCUGCAGAGAAGCCCACUGGGUCGUAAACAAGGGGGAACACUGGAGGAUUUAGAAGAACAAGCCAGAGAGCUGUACCGGAGAUUGAGAGAGAAGCCAAGAGAUCAGAGGACAAGCGGUGACAGCCAAGAAAUAGUACGACUGCUCCUACAGGCAAUCCAGAGCUUUGAAAAGAAAGUCCGAGUCAUUUACGCUCAGCUGAGUAAAACUGUAGUUUGCAAGCAGAAGGCACUGGAGUUGUUCCCCAGAGUGGAGAAAGUGAUGAAUCUGAUGAAUGAAGAUGAGGAAACAGUUGUUCGGCUUCAGGAGAAACGCCAGAAAGAACUCUGGAACUUGCUGAAAAUUGCUUGUAGUAAAGUACGUGGUCCUGUUACUGGCAGUCCAGAGAGCAUGAACACAUCACGUCUUGGUAGUCCUGGUCACCUGCUACUGCAGGUCCCUUCUGGAACCUACAACUUACCAGAAUCUGUCAGGAAAAGUGAGGAGCUACUGCUGGAAUCACAGAAACUCUGCAGCCAACUAGAAAAUGUGAUGCAUGACACAAUGAAGGAUCAGGAGCAGAGCUUCAUGGCUCUAGACUGGAGCUGGCUACAGCUUCAGGUAGAAGAAAUGAACAGUCCAGAACAAACCCAGAUGUAAAAUCACUUCGCCUGCCUUUUUGAAGACAUGCUAUUUCAGGAAGGCAACUGUGGAAAGCUGCUGCCUCUGAGAAGGGAAGUUCAAGUUCCUCCUACUUUCACCUGCUGCUUAUGUGAUACACGUGGCCUAGCUUUUAGUAACCACCUCUUGGACCUUUUGUCCACAAAGACACAGUAGGAAAUGCCUGUUCUAAAUGCUUGGAAAAGUUCUGAAUCGUGCCUUAAGACAGCAGGUAUUCUUACUCUUUGUCCUGAUGUAUCUUCCUUUAAGCAUCACAUGGGGUUGUUUUGCUGCCUUUUAGGCUGAUGAACAACGGACGCUGCGUGCAGUCAGCUUGCCCAGUCACUGGUAGAUGUCACCUUCCUAAUAUACUUGAACUGUGAACUUUAUUUCUUAACUUUGCUGAUUUGCACUUUUUUUCCUUAAGUGUAAUGGUUGUACUUACCUGGUACUUGUUUCCUAUAUGGGAACGAAAAUGAUCUAAAACAUGUAAACUUUUGGUUUGCUCUUUUUGAUACCCUCAAUAACAUUUUGAUGAAAAAGCUGC
Molecule: messenger RNA, 2865 nt
Organism: Neopsephotus bourkii (Bourke's parrot)
Lineage: Eukaryota; Metazoa; Chordata; Aves; Psittaciformes; Psittacidae
Gene: IKBKB
Product: inhibitor of nuclear factor kappa B kinase subunit beta
Exons: 21
Coding region: 45-2318 (757 amino acids)
Biological process (GO): positive regulation of transcription by RNA polymerase II; tumor necrosis factor-mediated signaling pathway; peptidyl-serine phosphorylation
Cellular component (GO): cytoplasm; IkappaB kinase complex
Molecular function (GO): ATP binding; IkappaB kinase activity
Source: RefSeq, a predicted model, not a curated record